Messenger RNA from Spodoptera littoralis (African cotton leafworm), 423 nucleotides. The record is from the annotation of a GenBank genome assembly. NCBI's taxonomy places the organism in Eukaryota, Metazoa, Arthropoda, Insecta, Lepidoptera, Noctuidae.
AUGAAUAAAAUAAUUUCCUUACGACUUCGAUCAUGCCUGUGUUCUGCAAAGAGGAAUUUUUGUGCACCGCCACCAAAUACGCCGAGCUCCGCUUCAGGACCUACCAGUAUGGCUCCAAGAUACAAACCAACUGAUUUCCAGAAAUUCAUUUUAGUAUGGACCAAAAAGUACAAAUCAAAGGAAGAAAUCCCAGCCUAUGUAUCUGCUGAAAUCAUUGACAAAUCUCGCAGUCAAGCUAGGAUAAAGAUUGCAAAUGUGCUCAUGUUACUUACAGCACUUGCUAGUUUUGGAGCAAUACUGGCUGGAAAAUCAGCAGCUAAAAGAGGAGAAUCUGUUCACCAAUACAACCUUGAUUGGCACAAGAAAUAUGAUGAAGAGUUUAAAGCUAAGGAGGCUGCAGCCGCUGCCAAAGCUAAUAAUUGA